Molecule: messenger RNA, 2553 nt
Organism: Blastomyces gilchristii SLH14081
Lineage: Eukaryota; Fungi; Ascomycota; Eurotiomycetes; Onygenales; Ajellomycetaceae
Product: autophagy-like protein 18
Exons: 5
Coding region: 343-1650 (435 amino acids)
Biological process (GO): autophagy of mitochondrion; protein lipidation; nucleophagy
Cellular component (GO): phagophore assembly site membrane; cytosol; extrinsic component of membrane
Molecular function (GO): protein binding; phosphatidylinositol-3,5-bisphosphate binding; phosphatidylinositol-3-phosphate binding
Source: RefSeq, a predicted model, not a curated record
GCUCCUGCUAAACCAACCAUCAAACGAACGAGCUAGACAGCCCCCGCCCGCUUCUCUCUCUCUCACUUCAUUCUCUACGCAUUUGUUGGCGUCGCUUCCCGCUGCUAUUUGCCCUUUCAUUGCACCUUGUGGGGUUUUUCGAUUCCGAACCGGGUCUGGGUCUGCCUAUGGCAUGCGGAUGCCGUAGUUCUUCCGACUGUCAACCCAACGGAGGUCAAUGACAGUGACAGACAUUUUACGAAGAAACAUAAAUUUCAUCGCGCGGCGUCAGCUUUUGUAUGGCCUGGGGGAUAACGUGUACAUUCUCUUUAGCGCGAUAGCAACGCUACCUUGCUCUUCAACAUGGCGAUGAAUUUCGUCACCUUCAAUCAGGACUACAGCUAUUUAGCUGUCGGUACCUCGAAAGGUUUCCGCAUAUUUACCACGGAUCCUUUCGCAAAGAGUUACGAAACGAAAGAAGGGAAUAUCGCGAUUAUAGAAAUGCUUUUUUCAACCUCCCUUGUCGCCCUCAUCCUUUCCCCGCGACGGUUACUAAUCACAAACACCAAGAGGCAAUCUACAAUAUGCGAGUUGACCUUUCCUACCACUGUCCUUGCUGUCCGUUUGAACCGGAAACGAUUAGUUAUUGUGCUGGAAGACCAGAUCUACCUAUACGAUAUCCAAACAAUGAAACUUUUGUACACAAUUGAGACAUCGCCAAAUCCGAGCGCAAUUUGUGCACUCUCCCCUUCAUCGGAAAACUGCUAUCUUGCCUAUCCUCUUCCGCAAAAGGCUCCUCCCUCUUCCUUCACACCACCUUCGCACGCUCCACCCGGUAGUACCCACAUCUCCCCCACCAGCGGCGAAGUUCUUAUUUUCGACACGCUAAAGCUUGAAGCUAUUAAUGUUGUUGAGGCUCAUAAGUCUCCGUUAUCGUGCCUCGCAAUGAAUACGGAAGGCACUCUGUUGGCUACAGCUUCCGACAAGGGAACAAUUAUCCGGGUGUUUUCCGUUCCUGACGCGCAAAAGCUAUAUCAGUUCCGAAGGGGCUCGAUGCCUUCUCGGAUUUUUAGCAUGUCGUUCAAUAUAACAUCCACACUUCUCUGCGUUUCUUCAGCAACCGAAACUAUUCAUAUUUUCAAACUCCACCAGGGUACUUCAGAAGAUUUUCCUCCUUCUCCUAUCGGCGUUGGUUCCCGGAGCCCAACUAGCCGGCAAAGAGGAUUCAGCCAGAGUUCGAGUGCGUUUUCAGGUGGGGACGAUUCACCUACGGAUCAUGAUCCUAGCGACAUCACCGCUCGAAAGCAUAAUGGUACAUUUAUGGGCAUGAUACGUCGGACAUCACAAAGCGUAGGCAAUUCGUUCGCGGCGACUGUUGGUGGUUAUUUGCCAAAGGGGGUGACGGAGAUGUGGGAACCGGCACGGGAUUUUGCGUGGAUUAAACUUCCCAAGACAGCAGGGCAAGGUGCCCCGGGUUCGAACGCUGGUCCCGUGCGAAGCGUAGUGGCGAUGAGCAGCAAUACGCCCCAGGUUAUGGUUGUUACUAGUGAUGGUAAUUUUUAUGUGUACAACGUUGAUUUGUCGAAAGGUGGAGAGGGUACGCUGACCAAACAGUACUCGGUACUCGACUCCAGCGACAAACUCAGUUCCGCUGGAAUGGAUUAUUUUUAACAACAUGAAGUCUUUUGCUCUGGCAUAUUUGAGUACUUUCUCAAACACGGUGUACCUUGACACCAACUUAGUAUGAGAAGGACUUAUUAAGACAAACAAGACAAACAAGACAAACAUAACACAUACCAUACCUUUCCAUCCUAGACGCCGUGGUGAUACAAGGUGUCCGAAGAAAGUGGUGAAAUAUGCUAGAGCAAAAGACUUCAUGAUGCUCAAAACAAUCCAUAUUACCUAUAUCUAUAUGACUCUUAUGAAUUAUUAGCGUGUAUACGUGGACUGGUUUCGCCAUGCACGAUUAACCUUGCAGUUUCACAGCCGGAUACGCCACCAGGUGACCAGUGAGAGCUUGAGGAGUUUGCUUUUCAUCCAUCAGCAGUUCGGGCAUAUCUGACAAGAUAUAUAAAUGUUGAACUGAGGGAGCUUAGGGAUUCAGAACAGGCAGCGUACAAGCUGGAGUUUAUCAAUGUUGGUUCAUGUAUCUGUCUUGGCUCUGUUUCAACUAUUUACCCAAAGCUCUGCAUUUUAUUUUAUUUUAUUUAUUUUUUUAAUCUUCAUUUUUUAAUUUCCUUUAGCCCUGUCUACAUCUUUGAUACCGGGGGUUUUGCUUUGUGUCUUUUCCUCUCCCAUUCCCAAUGCCAUCAUGCUCCCAUCCCUCCGCCACCUCCGUUUGUCUUGUCUAUUUCUGCUUCUCUACACAUUAUUCCAGUCAGGUCUACUCUUUUUUUUUUUUUUUUUUUUUUUCCAAGGAUCAAAAUUGGGCGAAGAGAUAGCAUAUAUUAUCAGAACAUCUCCAUCUCUUACCGUCUGUAUAUAUCCUUCAUAUAUUUACAGUACCAUAAAGAUAUCAGUAAUGGCCCGGGUAUGCCAUCCUAAUAUAUAUCAUUAGCCUCUCCCUGUCGUUCA